Molecule: messenger RNA, 2826 nt
Organism: Quercus lobata
Lineage: Eukaryota; Viridiplantae; Streptophyta; Magnoliopsida; Fagales; Fagaceae
Product: putative receptor-like protein kinase At3g47110
Exons: 3
Coding region: 1-2826 (941 amino acids)
Biological process (GO): protein phosphorylation
Molecular function (GO): ATP binding; protein binding; protein kinase activity
Source: RefSeq, a predicted model, not a curated record
AUGGAAAUGAAAAGGCAAGGAAGAAAAUCUCCAGUUGCAGCUAUGAGUCUGAGUCACUCAAUUCACUUCCAAGCGAUCCUGCAGCAUAUAAAAACUCUUGCUGUUUUCGUUGGUAGUCCCACUGGCACCUCCAGUUAUUUCGGUGGGAAUGAGACUGAUCAUCAGGCUUUGUUAGCCUUCAAGACAAAGAUAACAUGUGAUCCUACAAAUGUUUUCAGCUCGUGGAAUGACUCACUCCAUUUUUGUGAGUGGGAAGGUGUUACGUGUGGCCACAAGCAUAGAAGAGUCACUGUAUUAGAUCUUCAGUCCAGAGGUUUGGUGGGUUCCUUGUCUCCAUACAUAGGCAAUCUCAGCUUUGUUAGAGAAAUCUUUCUCUUGAACAACACUAUUCGAGGCAAAAUUCCUGAUGAAGUUGGUCAUCUAUUCAGGUUGCAAACAUUGAUGCUGAAUAUGAACUUCUUCGAUGGGGAAAUUCCCGCAAACCUUUCCCAUUGCUCCAACCUCAAGGUCCUUUUUGUAGCUGGUAAUAACCUUUCGGGUUCAUUACCCAUGGAGUUUUUAUCUUUGUCAAAGCUAGAGUCUCUUGCUAUUGGCAGUAACAAUUUCAGGGGAGGAAUCCCACUUUACAUUGGGAACCUUAGCUCUCUCCAAAUUUUUUCAGCAGCCUAUAAUGACUUUGGAGGACACAUUCCAGAUGCCUUGGGUCAAUUAAGAAGUUUAUCAGUACUUGGAUUGGCUUACAAUAACCUUUCAGGCAUGAUCCCUCCAUCUUUAUAUAAUCUUUCGUCUAUUACUAUUUUAUCAAUUCCUUACAAUGAACUUCAGGGAAGCCUUCCUAAAGACUUAUUCCUCACCCUUCCUCAUCUCCAGUGGUUACAAAUUUCUGAAAACCAAUUUACUGGAUCUCUUCCAGUCUCAUUAUCUAAUACUUCAGAGCUACGACGCCUCGAACUUGAUCGGAACAAUUUCACGGGAAAAUUAUCAAUCAACUUUGGAGCCUUACCACGUUUUGAGGGGUUAUUUAUUCAAUCAAAUAAUUUAGGAAGUGGAGAUGCAGAUGAAAUGGAUUUCUUUCAAUCUUUAGCCAAUUGUAGCAACUUGCUGAAAUUGGAUUUCAUGGACAAUCAAUUCAAAGGUAAGUUGCCAAAUGUUUUGGGCAAUUUUUCAACCCAACUUAACUUUUUCUCGAUGGGUCAAAACUUUAUUUUUGGACAGAUCCCUUUAGGAUUCGGAAAUUUGAUCAACUUGAACAUGUUAAGGAUGGAUGGUAACGAGUUCACAGGGACGAUCCCAAGUGAUAUUGUUAAUAUGCGUAAGUUAGAGAAUUUACUUUUAAAUGAUAACCGACUCUCUGGAACGUUACCAAGUAACCUUGGAAACUUAACGAUGAUAAGUAUACUGUCUUUAGCAAAUAAUAGGUUGCAAGGAACUAUACCCUCAAGUAUUGGAAAUUGCCAAAAUUUGCUGGCAUUAAAUCUAGCUCAAAACAAUCUUAGUGGUACUAUUCCAAAGCAACUCUUUGCAAUUUCCAUGCUGUCAAUUUCACUUAGUUUAGCUCAAAACUUUUUUGUUGGAUCUUUACCAUCAGAGGUUGGCAAUCUUGUCCAUUUAGUUGAUUUGGACAUAUCUGAGAACAAGUUGUAUGGUGAAAUUCCAAGCAGCCUAGGCUCUUGCACUGGCCUUGAGCACCUUAACAUGGAGGGAAAUUACUUUCAAGGUGAGAUUCCAACAUCCUUGAGUUCUUUGAGAAGUAUUGAAGGUAUGGAUCUUUCUAGAAACAACUUAUCUGGUCAAAUUCCAAAUUUCUUGGAGAAGCUUAGCCUAAGGUUCCUGAAUUUAUCCUUCAAUGAUUUUCAAGGAAAGGUUCCAGCAAAAGGAGUUUUCUCAAAUGCUACAGCAAUAUCAGUUGUUGGAAAUAGUAGGCUUUGUGGGGGAAAUUCAGAACUCAAGUUGCCUAGUUUUGGCUCAGUGUAUAAAGGCAUCCUUGGUGAGGAGGGAUCAAUUGUUGCAGUCAAGGUACUUAAUCUUCAGCGUCAAGGAGCUGCUAGGAGCUUCAUCUCUGAGUGUGAAGCCUGGAAAAAUAUUCGUCAUCGAAAUCUUGUUAAGAUCAUAACUUCUUGCUCAAGCAUAGAUUUUAACGGCAAUGAUUUUAAGGCUCUAGUUUAUGAGUUCAUGCCCAAUGGAAGUGUAGAAAAUUGGCUGCAUAUGGAUUUGGAAAUGGAUGUUGAGGAAGUACAGAUACAAAAUUUGAACCUUGUUCAAAGAAUAAGCAUUGCCACUGAUGUUGCCUGUGCACUUGAUUACCUACAUCACCGCUGCCCAAUGCCGAUUGUUCACUGUGAUCUAAAGCCAAGUAACAUUCUUUUUGAUUGUGAUAUGAAUGCACAUGUUGGAGAUUUUGGGAUUGCAAAAUUUCUUUUUGAACUCACAAAUUCUAAACAAAGCAGCUCGAUUGGAAUAAGAGGAACAAUUGGGUACACUCCUCCAGAAUACGGUCUAGGAAGUGAGGUGUCAACCAAAGGAGAUGUGUACAAUUAUGGAAUCAUGUUGUUAGAGGUGAUAACGGGAAAGAGACCCACAAAUAGUAUGUUUGAAGGAGGCUUUAACCUUCACAACUAUGCUAGCAUGGCCUUGCCUGACCAUGUAAUGGAGAUUAUAGACCCAAAACUUUUAAACAAUGUUGAUGAAAAAGAGGAGUGUUUAAUAUCCUUGGUCAAGAUCGGAGUUGCAUGCUCCAUGGAGUUGCCACAAGAACGAUGGGACAUUAGCAAGGCCUUGUUUGAGCUGCAUUUGGUCAAGGACAUUCUUCAUGGUGGUAGGAUUUAG